ACGCUUGUCUUUACUCUCGCUCUCUCUUCCUCUCUCUAACUGCACGCUCUCUUGGCGCCCAGUAGUUAAUAUCUUUCCUCUCUCUCUAGGAUGAAUUCAAAUUGAUUCGUCAACGCACUGUAUUACUUUCUAGGGUUUCGAUUCGUAUCGAGGAAAGCUCGCAUUUUGAAAACUCCGAGAGGGAAGUACAAACUCUUUUCUUCUUGUUUGUAUCUUCGACAGUGCCUACACUCCUGUCCCCCUCCUCCCCCUCUCUCUCUUUCGAAAUUUGAAAAUUUUCUGAUUUUAGAUUCUAUUAUUGUUUUUCGUUGGCGGGGUGUCCGAUUUCAAUAUACAGAAGAGACUGCAAAAGUCCAACUUGUUGUCUAUCUGAAUGCGGAUUUGAUUUGUGAUUGCAACGCCAUUUCAAGGUAGUGAGCAGUUGGUCUUAGUGGCGAUGUCAACUGGAAAUGCUUAUUUUGAUGACAUGCGGAUUAAACCUGAGGUUGUUGAUCCUCCUCAAAAUGAAGACAUGAUGGAAAUUAGUGAACAUGUGAAUGAUACUUCUCAAAAUGAUCCGAAACCUAAUUUGGCUGUCUCUAGUGGUGUUCGUGAAUUGUUGGAAUGUCCUGUGUGCUUAAAUGCCAUGUAUCCUCCUAUCCAUCAGUGUUCAAAUGGUCACACAUUGUGUUCUGGCUGCAAGCCUAGAGUGCACAACCGGUGCCCCACUUGCAGGCAUGAACUUGGCAAUAUCAGAUGUCUUGCAUUGGAGAAGGUGGCUGCUUCACUUGAACUUCCCUGUAAAUAUCAGAGUUUCGGGUGCAUGGGCAUCUACCCUUACUACAGCAAGCUAAAACAUGAAUCCCAGUGUGUUUUCAGACCCUAUACUUGCCCCUAUGCUGGAUCAGAGUGCACAGUCAUGGGUGAUAUUCCUUAUCUGGUAACUCAUCUCAAAGAUGACCACAAAGUUGACAUGCAUAAUGGCAGUACUUUCAAUCAUCGUUAUGUUAAGUCAAAUCCACAAGAGGUUGAAAACGCUACAUGGAUGCUUACGGUAUUCAGUUGUUUUGGGCAGUAUUUCUGUUUGCAUUUCGAAGCAUUCCAGCUUGGGAUGGCUCCCGUCUACAUAGCAUUCUUGCGGUUCAUGGGCGAUGAUAACGAGGCAAAGAACUAUAGCUACAGUCUUGAGGUUGGAGGCAAUGGGAGGAAGAUGGUUUGGCAAGGGGUGCCUAGAAGCAUUAGGGAUAGUCACCGGAAGGUUCGUGACAGUUUUGAUGGUCUCAUAAUCCAACGCAACAUGGCUCUUUUCUUUUCAGGGGGAGACCGGAAGGAACUGAAGCUUAGGGUGACCGGUAGAAUUUGGAAAGAACAAUGAUUGGAUUCACUCUCCAACUUCUCACCCAUCGAGUUUACCUUAAUGGCGAGUAGAUUGGUAUUCCAUAGCAGCAGCGCAUGGAGUCUUCCGAUCAAUGUAUUCUUAGGAUUGUUGGAGGCAAACUCUCUUUGCAUUUCCGUCCAUCAAAUACAUAGAAUCGGAAUACUUGUGAUGCCUGCAAUGGUUACUGUUUUUUCCAUAGAUUUGUUAGAUUUAUGUGUUAGUAGUAGUCUAAAAAGUCUGGGUCUUCGAAGUGCAUGACCUGUUGUGUCGACGAGGUGUUUAUGGGGAAAGAAGAACUUUUGAUGUAAUUUAUCAUUGAUAUAUUGUUGAACCAUGAUAAAGUUACAUCAUUGUUGAUUCUUGGACUUUGAUUAAUUGCAAGUGCAGGAGCUUUUGAGUCAACGACGUGUUUAUGGGGAAAAGGAACUUUCGAUGUGAUUUAUGAUUAA
Messenger RNA from Cornus florida, 1806 nucleotides. Its product is annotated as E3 ubiquitin-protein ligase DIS1-like. The record is from RefSeq and is a predicted model, not a curated record. Bases 437 to 1354 code for a protein of 305 amino acids. The transcript has 4 exons. Gene Ontology annotation, molecular function: ubiquitin protein ligase activity; zinc ion binding; protein binding. Lineage: Eukaryota; Viridiplantae; Streptophyta; Magnoliopsida; Cornales; Cornaceae. Gene Ontology annotation, biological process: multicellular organism development; ubiquitin-dependent protein catabolic process. Gene Ontology annotation, cellular component: cytoplasm.